This is a messenger RNA of Petromyzon marinus (sea lamprey), 3025 nucleotides long. RefSeq names its product coiled-coil domain-containing protein 142-like. Lineage: Eukaryota; Metazoa; Chordata; Hyperoartia; Petromyzontiformes; Petromyzontidae. The record is from RefSeq and is a predicted model, not a curated record.
UUGAAACUUUUAAAUUGCAAUAGGUGCUGCACUGUUCACCUCACAAAGGUAUUUUUUUGCUUCCUCUAGAAAGCUUCACCAGUCGCGAACACGCUCCAGUUGCCAGUGAACCAGUCCUGCGGGGCAUCACUGAGCGAGCGGUCGCCACACUGACGUCUGCGUCCCAUUGGCUGUCAACGCAAGCUUCCCGUUUUCUGGCUACUUGGUCCCUACAGAGAUUUUUCCUAAUCACACAGGGCGAUCUCAAGGACUUCAUAGAAGUGAGUGCAGAGUUUCUGUCCCUGGCUCAAGCCACGUGUGAGGCUUUUGAAAGGCAGCAGCAGCAGCAAACGUCACAGAGGAUUAUUCAGCAGCUACAACGAUCAACAACACAUUUGCGGGCCGUGUUGGAUGAAGCCCUCCGGCACUUUGUGAGCGACUGCACAAAGCUGUCUCGGGAGACAUUGGACCAGACCAUGCCAGACCGAAGGCAGUGGAGGAUCAGCAGUGAUCUCAGUGCUGGGUGUGCGGAGGGGCUCAGUGCGUACAUGCUGGCCCUGGUAGCCACCGUGCUGCAACCGGUGGCCGAGGCUCUUCGGCCGCUGGAGGCCGAAAGACAGGCGCAGCCCAUGGGCCUCGCCUGCUCCGCCCUGCUGCACGCCUGGAUGGAGCACAUUGUGCGCAGCAGAAUUGUCUUCAGUGUGCAGGGAGGUCUGCAGCUGCGCCAAGACUUGUGGGCCGUUCGCGACUUCAUGGCCUCCGAGGCCUGCGCCCUGGGCCCCGUACCCUGUGGUCAGGUCUUGGCGCUGCCCAUCUUCCUCCAGGCGGAGGAGGCCGUGCGCUGUCUCCUCCGGCAGCCGCGGCGCCCUCCGACCCGUUCGGAGAUGGCCGCCGCACAUCUGCUCGGUGGCCGCUGCUGUAGUUCGUGCAUUGACACACCGGAGAUGAGCAGCGACCUCGGCUUGGAGAACCUGGAGUUUUCCACGGUGGACACACAGGUCACUCCGGCCAGCGAACCUUCACAACCCAGCCCAGAUGCCGUGAAGCCAAGAAAGGAGCAGGGAUAUGGAACUAACACCUCCACCAGUGAGACGGAGGGAAGGCACUUUCCAUCAUCAGCGUCAUCCAACCGAGUAGGAGUAGAGAUCUUUAGUCACGUCAACCACCAAGGUGGACAGCACGUUCUUCAGCCAAACGGCCAGAGGGUUAAACACUGCACGCUGUCGCAACGGUGUUAUUCUGAUGGAAGCACGGUGAGAAGCCCCGCCCAAUUGCGGAGCGAACGCUCACUGGCCAGUGGCGAGGACGUGUAUUGCCCCGAGGUGUGGCUUGCCUUAAGGCUGUGUGGAGGAGUCAGGAGGUGGCGCUGGCCACGGCUGCCCUGCUGCACAAGGGGAGCCGAAUCCUUGUGAUGCGCGUUGGCGCGCUACUGUUUCGCGCAUGCCCAGAAGGCGCACGGCUCAUGUGUGCUGUAACGUGGUCGAUUUCAACUAAUUGUGAACGCAAAACAGUUCAGCUAGGUGGUGCUGCGGUAAGUUAAAAGCAGUUGACAGAAGAAAGUGAUGAGGUCAAAUCCUAGUCUGGGGUCAUCUCAGCCAAGCAUUCCUCUGGGGGGAAAUAAAAUAAGCACCACUGUGUGAAAAUUCAACAGUGAUUGUCCCAUGGGUAGACUGGCCCCCACCAUGGGAAUGUAGAAUUGUCAACACUGGCUCAAGACCAUCAUCAGAGUUGAGUACAAUCCCAUGCUUGCUUGAUUUGACCCAUGACUUGACUUUAGACUUUUUUUUAUUCAGCAAAGCCUUAGACUGUGGCGUGUACUACUUGGCCAUAUUUAACCCUGAUGACUUUGUUUUAGUAUGUAUGCGGGAAACCGGAGUGUCUGGAGGAAAUACAUGUGCACGAGUGAAGAACACUUAAACUGCACAGCCUGCAUGCAUGGUUGUUGUGCACAGGCACCCUGCUGCCACUGCACGUGGGUAUUCUACACGUGACUUACGUGUGGUGCCCCCCCACUCACGUGUCUUGCACACCUCAUUUGGUGCUUCGAUAAAGGCACUCGUCCUAACAAUGUACAAAAUGUAUGUUGUACGUCUCCGUGUUUCGUGGACAUUGAUUUUAAAUUCCUCCAUUGAUGGAUAGUCUUUCACGUGUAGCACCCAAGAAUGAACACGGUGUGGUGCUAGAAAACUAUAUUGAAAUUCCGGGAUGAGAAACGUUAUCCAGAUUCUACACACACGGGGCAGAUGGCUGAGUAACCUGAACUUUACAGACAACAGCAGAAGUAAGUUCCUCAGGUUCAUGAUAAACGAAGGCACUGUAAAAUGACUUUGGUACUCGGGUAAAACUCAGCGGGUCAAACCAGAUCACUCUAAUGAAAAAUUAUCUCACCAAUUUCAUCCAUACCUCGUUGUCCGACCUAAUUUUGUAUAUAUAUUGGGAAAAAUCUGACUCUAUUUGUGGUCCUUUUCUGGAGAAUCACAGAGCUCCGGGCCUUGGCCCUGGACUGUUAAAUAUUUAUUUAAUAGCGCUAUAUAGCACUGUAGGAGUGUUUUGAGUCUAUUCAAACACGUUAUAAUGACAUCCAGGUGUAUUUGCUAAUUGAUACUGACUGCAUGCUAGACUAAUUGUAGGUGAAUGUCGAUGGCUUAAACGUAAACAUAAAUAAAACCAUGCUGUCCAUCUCUGAUGCAUGGGAUGAUCCUGGAAAUAUUUUUCCUGUCAACAGUGUGUUGAAGAGCCUAGGCGUUUGGCUUAGUUUUGACCUUUUGAGGUUAGGUUUGUCCCAUUUGCGUCAUAUGGCUAAGAGAUCAAACUCACACUACUUAGCCUUAUUGCUAGAUUUUUUUUUAAUAAAAGCGUGAUUGUGAAAUUACUUUUGCACAGGGAUUCAUAACGGCUACCUGUUGCUCGCUGUUGUGAAUUUAAACCACUGGUUAUCACAGUUCCUACACAAUCAGAAAGCAUCAUAUUUGUUCAGAUUGACUUUUUUACUUAAAAAAAAUAUCUAUAAGCGAUGACUCGUGCAUUUUAUGAUGAAAUAAAUGAA